AUGUCGGCCGAGCACGUCCCGUGGGCCGCCGCGAUUCUGUGCUACAUCCAGUACGCCAUCCUCAUCACCUUUGGCCACCUCCGUGACCACGCCGGCAGCAUCUUUGGCGGCUCGCGCUACUCGGACAAUGCCAAGAAGGGCUACGCCCCGCUCCUCGUGGCUUUUGAGAACUUUUACACGAAACGGAUUUAUCACCGUCUCCAGGACGUGUUUAAUCGACCAGUCGCUGGAUCACCUGGCGCUCAGAUUGAUCUGAUUGAGCGCUACUCGGUGGAUGAAAACAAGACGCUGCACAAUAAAGACGGUGCAUCCAGCGUUGUGUGA
Peronospora matthiolae is the source of this 324-nucleotide messenger RNA. The record is from the annotation of a GenBank genome assembly. Lineage: Eukaryota; Oomycota; Peronosporomycetes; Peronosporales; Peronosporaceae.